AUGGCAAGCAAUGGUGGCUAUUGCCAUGUACCAGAAGAUUCCAUAGUUGAGAUUUUAUCAAGGCUGCAUGUGAAAUCAUUGAUUCGAUUUAGCUGUGUUUGCAAAUAUUGGUACAGUCUGAUAAGAAAUUCUACAUUCAUUAACAAGCACCACCACCAUCAUACCAACCAUUCCCGUCUCAUUGUUCAACAUUACAAUUUUAACAUCAAAAAAUUUGCUUUUGCUUUGUUCCCUGAUGAAAAUUUAUCCAGUCUGCCCUAUGCAUAUAACGAUAUUAAUGAAAUUCAGUAUCCCUGCAAUUUGGAAGUUAUUAUUGGACCCUUUGGUGGCAUAUUUGGUCUAUUUAACAGUUGGCCACGGGAUAGCAUGGCGUUGUGGAAUCCAGCAACAAAAGAAUUCAGGCCCCUCACCCCAGCACAACCAAACUUUCCACCCCAUAUAAUGGCCUUCAUGCAUAUAUUUGGAUUUGGGGUAGAUCCAAUAACAAAUGAUUACAAGGUGGUUUGGAUGCGGUAUUUCUACGAUGAGGAAAAAGAUAUUCCAUUUAUUCCAAAGGUCAUUGCAGUUUAUAACCUAGGUAUAGAUUCUUGGAGACUCUUUGAAUAUGAGUUGAUUGUAAAUCGUUCCAUACGUAAUUCUUAUAGUAACACAUAUAUAAAUGGAUCUUAUUAUUGGCUAGCCAGCAAGGAUUUUCGUAACUACACACUCCUUUCCUUUGACAUGAGCACUGAGAAUUUCAAAGAAGGGAUACCAACACCUCCUAAUCUUUCCAAAUCCUUAUGUGGGGAUCUUACCAUGUACAAUGACUUUAUUGCUAUGAUCCUUUUUGACCCAAACAAGGUUGAUAAAUCUUUUUACGUAUGGGUGAUGAAGGAAGAGGGUUUCUGGACCAAAAAAUUAUCCAUUGGGCCUCUUUUAGACAUUCUGAGGCCACUCGGGAUUUGGAAAAACAGUGAGCUUUUACUAGAAUCUAGCACUUCACAGUUGGUUUUAUACAACCAUCGUAUUCAGGGGAUUAAAAACCUUGGACCCUGUGCAGAUGAGUAUUGCCUUAGGAUUUUUAUCUACAAGGAGAGCCUAGUUUCGGUGAAAGGAGUAGAUGAAUGCCUGGAAAUGGAUAAUUUAUCCUACUCAGAUCGAGUUCAAGACUUUUUCCACUUCGUAUUAUAUGGGGGUGAUCAAAGCUGA
Messenger RNA from Cornus florida, 1188 nucleotides. Its product is annotated as F-box/kelch-repeat protein At3g23880-like. The transcript has a single exon. NCBI's taxonomy places the organism in Eukaryota, Viridiplantae, Streptophyta, Magnoliopsida, Cornales, Cornaceae. Gene Ontology annotation, molecular function: protein binding. The record is from RefSeq and is a predicted model, not a curated record. The coding region runs from base 1 to 1188 and encodes 395 amino acids.